Messenger RNA from Heterobasidion irregulare TC 32-1, 243 nucleotides. RefSeq lists its product as uncharacterized. The record is from RefSeq and is a predicted model, not a curated record. The coding region runs from base 1 to 243 and encodes 80 amino acids. Lineage: Eukaryota; Fungi; Basidiomycota; Agaricomycetes; Russulales; Bondarzewiaceae. The transcript has a single exon.
AUGGGGAUCCCACUAACACCCGCCCCGUCUUUCAUUUGUCACCUUUUUGUCGCGGUGAACGCUCCCAUAGACUUGGGACAGGGGCGCGCUCGUCUCGCACGCCGCCGGUUUAGAACACAACAUUUAUCUCUAUACACCUUUGCUUGUAUUUUUUACACCAUCAGCUUAUUAUUCUUUCGGACUGUGGCCGCUGGAGGCUUGUCAAGUUACUGUCUUGAGAAGACGAUUUCUUUUCUGACUUAA